This is a messenger RNA of Chanos chanos (milkfish), 1547 nucleotides long. RefSeq lists its product as uncharacterized. The transcript has 4 exons. NCBI's taxonomy places the organism in Eukaryota, Metazoa, Chordata, Actinopteri, Gonorynchiformes, Chanidae. The coding region runs from base 28 to 1485 and encodes 485 amino acids. The record is from RefSeq and is a predicted model, not a curated record.
AUUGCGUGUAUUACAUAUAAUCAUUAAAUGAUUUGUGUCUUUUGCAGAACACAGACUCUGAUUGAGGAAGGACGAUGUGAUGUGGUGACCAAGGAGAAAAUCGACAAGGUCGUCCUGGACAAUGUCAGGUUGAUCAGUGAGGUCUCCCUGAUGAUAAUCCUUCCUGCGCUCUCUCGUAUUGCAGAAACAGAGCCAGAGUCGUAUCUGCAUCCAUCCCCAGAUUCGUCUGCGUCUGAGUACCUGGUGGACUUGAUUCAACCAAGACCCUGGAGGCCACUGGACUACUUCUUUGAAACGACAGAUGAAUUACUGCUAGAAAAAGUGGUGGGUGCCUUUGACCAGAUACCCAGGGAGCUCUUCUCUGGCCAUGACUGCUUGUACACUGACUCCCCUGAGCUCCCUUCAGCUUUGAUCCAAGAAGUCCUGUAUCAGGUCAACACAGCAAUGCGAGCGGCCUGGGAGAAGAAGACGUCGAGAGACCAUCCACUGAAGAAUUUUUACAUCAUGGAUGAGUUCUGUAAUAAGGCAGGGGAUCUGCUGGAGUUCACCAUCUGUGACAUAGUGAACUUUUUUCGUGUUGUACGGCCGUGGCGAGACGAGAGUUUCUACGAUCUGGAGUUGAUGACACAGCAGGUCACGACUGCCUUAUCUCAAACUGUGAACAAGAGUUCGUACUUGGAGGAAAGAAAUCUAGCCUUACUAGACAGGCUGUCUGCGGCAAGAGAUCGGCUUCGGUACCUGAGCGACAAACACGAAUUUGUCAAGAGUCUACCGUCAACAGAGUCCUCACUGAGUGCUGAGAGCACAGCAUCAACGCCAGAGUCCUCAGUAAGCACAGAAGAGGACAAUGAACAUUUUUCAGAUGGAGAAACACAGUCCUGUGUCUCCUCUGAGUUUAGAACCGUCGUGGACAGCCGUGGUUCGCCUCUGGAGGAAGCUCCAGAUUCCAGAUCUGACACUGCUGUUGAAGGAGCCAGGUUCACAACACUGCUGCUGGUCAGACUCCUGUCAAAGUACACCCAGCAGGACAUGGCUCACAACACUCAGUCCUCCAACGAAGCAGUCUGCAAGAUCAUUGGAAACAUCAUGGCAAUUUCUUCAACAUCAGGAAGCGCCCAGGUUUUGCAGACUCAAGAUAUAUUUGGGAAGGUUUACAAGGAGAUCGUUGACGAGUUGGGCACAGAGACGAUCCUAGAGGUGACCGCUGAGUCGCAAGAUUUAGCAUUUGACAGAGUGCUGGUCAGAGCUCUGUCAAAAGUGCUCACGGAGGCCGACAUCAAGAUGGAGGGGAGUCAGCGUCCUCCUCAGAGUGAGGAGGAGAAAAAGACAAAGGGAGGAAGAUUCAAGCUCCGCAUCCCUAAGCUGACGUUUAGAAAAAAGAAAUCAACAGACCCUGCAGCUUCAUCCAGUGCCCCGGAAAAAAAGACCCAGAAACCUACCCUCAUGAAGAGGAUUCUCGGCGUCUUCAAGAGAAGCUACUUCUAAUUCUGUUCAAGACUUUGCUCCUCCCAAACCAUGAACAAGUCUUGAUGAUGAAACAUAAUAAA